CGAACUUCCGACGGUGCCACGCGCAAUUUUGCAGCCUCCCCUGCGAGAUGGUGGCUGCCGCAAACGGCCAGAGCCGCCGCCUGCAUUGGUAGCCUUUGCCUGCAAGGAAACCAACCAGGGCGCGCGCAAGCAAGCAAGCAAGCAAGCGUGAGAGCGCCGCCUCGCCUCUUUCUCGCCUACCCCCCUCCCCAAAUCAGUGCCGCCGCCUCCCCUCGACCCCCACCCCACCCCUCUCCACAGCCCCCCUUUGGGAGUCUAUAAACCUCCCUUUGCUUUCUAGCCCCGGCUGGGAUAGCUCGCCAGAUCUAGCGGAUGGGAGCCCUUCCCGACACCCGGAUGGCUGGCUGAUGGGCUUCACUGUCACUUCGUGGGAGCAUGCUGUGCAUUCUGACGUAGGGGCGUAACCCACUUGUUUGAGCAGGCCUACCAUGAUGCAAGAUGGGGAAGCCGAGGCACAGAGAAUCCAAUAACCUGGCUCAGAGCUUCCUACUAGCCCAUCUGGAAGGAGAAAUCGGGAGACCUGCAGCCACUCCGCAUCACUACUUUGCAUAGUUUGCAAGGAGUGAAGACAAAUGGGAUUGUAGAUCCUCAACACAUGGAGGUGUGACUGUCUUUGUUGGGGACAAAAAAGAGAGGAGAGUAAGUAAGUUUGUAGCACAUAUUUGCCCUGUAUACUGAUGAUCGUGCAAGACUCUUGUUAUUAACCUGAAUGUUAUGACAGGAGCUGCCACCUUGACAUUCUGCUGAUAUAAUUUAAAAUCCGAGGAAAACAUUUGAAAGCAUGGAAGAGGCAGAAGAAAAUCACAGUGCUCCUGAGGUGACCAACAGCAGCCACCAUGAGAGCAAAAGCCACCGGAUGGGUCUUCACCUGCUGAUAAAAAUGAUCAACAAGUCUCGAUGGAAGAUUCUCGGACUACUGGCUAUAUUUUUAGUGAUGGUGUGGUAUACAGUAUCCCGGGAAGAAAGGUACAUACAGCUUUUUGAUUUCCAUUUUCAAAAUGACAAGAUGACUUGUCCUCUGGGCGAGGUGGAGAGGAAAGCUGCACAGCUCAUUGCAAAUUACACACGGGACCAUCCACUAUUUUUACAGCUGAAGGAUUACUUCUGGGUAAAGACCCCCUCCGUCUAUGAGCUGCCAUAUGGUACUAAGGGAACCGAGGAAAUUCUUCUGCGAGUUCUGGCAAUCACAAGUUACUCUCUCCCCGAGAGCUUACAAAGGUUGAAAUGCCGGAGAUGUGCAGUCGUAGGGAAUGGAUACCGGCUCCGAAACAGUUCGAUGGGAAACGCUAUUAACAAAUACGAUGUUGUGAUCAGGUUGAACAAUGCACCAGUCCAUGGUUACGAGAAUGAUGUGGGCUCUAAGACCACUAUGCGGCUCUUCUACCCAGAGUCAGCACACUUCAACCCCAAAACUGAAAAUGACCCCAAUACACUGCUGGUACUGGUGGCAUUCAAACCUAUGGAUUUCCAAUGGGUGGAGACGAUUCUCCACGACAAGAAGAGAAUUCGGAAGGGCUUCUGGAAACAACCUCCCUUAAUUUGGGAUGCGAAACCUGAGCAAGUGCGGAUUCUGAACCCGUAUUUUAUGGAAAUCACCGCUGCUAAAUUGCUUCACCUUCCAGUGAAGCAGCUGGGGAGGUUAAAACAGGUAAGAGAGAAACCAACCACAGGAUUAGUGGCCAUCACGUUAGCAUUGCACUUCUGCGACGUGGUGCACAUUGCAGGCUUUGGAUACCCUGACUCUGCCAACAAGAAGCAGACCAUUCACUACUACGAGCAAAUCACAGUGAAGUCGAUGGCUACUUCAGGGCACAAUGUCUCCCAAGAGGCAUUAGCAAUAAAAAAGAUGCUUGAAUUGGGACUCAUCAAGAACCUCACUUACUUCUGAUGGAAUAUGGACUGCAGUCCCCCCCACGCCCCACACACACCCUUGAGCUGGCUGCUGGACCAACUGGGGCACGUUGUGGCUGAUAGUGUCUCCUGCAUAGCUGCCCCUUCCCCCCACCCCCAGUACUGACUGGUGCAAAGACCCUGCAACUUUGCUCGAGUGACACGCAGGCUGGGUGGAAGCACGCGCUUGUUCGGUGUAUUGACAGCUAAGGACGGAGAUGGCCCUGGGAAGAGGUUGGACGAUGGUGACUGCCGUUGGAGGCAAAUGGCCUUGGUGGACACUGCCCCCUACAGGGGACACUUCAUUUGGACGAUUGCAGGAGUUCCUUGGCUUCAGACUGAGACUUAUAGAAACCGAAGCUCCUGAAAUCUUCACCAGUGGCAGCUGAGAUGCACACGGCGGGAGGUGGGGGGGGGGCAAAGCCAGUCCCACAAACGUUCCCACGGGGUCAAGUGAUCCCCCCCUCAAUGGCGUGAAGCUCCAUUAAUCAUUUUGGACUUCUCACUUCAAGAGACACAGUGGUGGCUGGCUGUUUACUUCUCUUUUUAAGUUAUAACCAGCUCAGGUGAGACCUGAUGGACCAGGAAGCAAUUGAAUGAAGGAUUGUUCGUUGUUUGCCAUCUUCUUCAUCUUUUUUUUUCUUUUCAAAUGAAGAUGAGACAAAGUAUACAAGUUCAAGUCCCCCCCCCCCUGUCCAGCGGAAGAGUUUAGGAGGCCCAGGAGAACAGUUGUUAGGGAUGCAAGGAGUUGGCGAUAAUGUUUAUCGCUCAUCCAGUUGUUAUUUGGGGGGCAAAACUGUGGCAAAAGGAAAGAAUACCCUACAGUAUUUGUUAGCCGUUUUUAUACUAAAGACAGCGGAGCUGAACUGUCCAUUUGGGCUUUCUGGACGCUUGGUUGAAAAUUAAUCCCCCUUCUGUGAAGGGUGUGUGUGCAUCCAUGUGUGUAUGUGUUGUGUGUGUGUGUGUGUGUCUGGCCCAGGUUCAGCAUCUCAAGUCUGUCACAUAUAAGCUGUAGGCUUCUUUCUUCCAGUAUAUGGGAAUUAUUCCCCACCAGGAAUAGGACUGCAGUACAAACGAACUCUCCUGGCCAAAGUGGAGUCUUGAAAGAAGGGGGGCGAAGAUGGAAUAGUGAGAAAUUGUGUGUCCGCUUAAAGAGAAAAGGGACAGGCACAGUGUUGUUCCUCUCUAGUAGAACCGAAACUGUACAGCACCUUCGCCUGUCGUUUCCACUGUUGUUAGGAAGAUGAGUAUUUUUUGUCAUUCGCAACGAAGGCUCUUCUCUGGGGGGCUGGACGUAGGAGGAACGUUGACAGUAGGCUGCCUCGUCACAAAGCCAGGGGAGUGGAGGUGGUCCAGACAUUUCAGAAGCAGCCUCCAGGUCUUUGAGGGGGCAUAAGGAAGAUCCCAACACUGGCAAUCAAAGAAUUACAACGGGGUGAGGAUUAAAAUAUUGAUUCCGGCACAACACCAUAGAGAUAGAUGUAGAUAUAGAUGUUAAAGAGGCAUGGGAGUGUCCCUUAAGUUGAGUUCCCCCCUCCCUCCCAAAAAAAUGUUCUACCAUUAUAAUCCUCAAAAUUCUACUGUUUAUAAAAAUGACACCUGUAGAGCUAAUAGUUUGAAACUUGGCCUCCAUUAUCUUCCAAAUAUGUUCUACACUUAAGCAAAAUUUCAACCCAAUCCGUUACAAAUUGCCACAGAUACGGUGGCAGCUGGUCACAUAUCUUUCUUUCAAAUUGUGGAGAAAUCCACUGAUAUACUUUAUUCAAUCUUGUUGAAGAGGUAUGUCUUUUGUUGGCUGGGUGAAAUUCUGAGUAGCUUUCCUAAAAAAAACCCCCGAUCACGUUCUUUCUGCCCCAUGAGAGUCUAUGGCAGCAACUUCUGGCAACUUUAUGUUCGAUAGGUUCAGUUUCAUUCUGAAACUAACAUGUUACCACUACACUCCAGUGUGUGUGCAUGUGCACAGGAAUCAAUAUUACAUGGUUUUGUGCAGGAAUCAAAAUUUGAAUUCCUCCUUGCCAGUCCCCCGUUGGGAUCAAAGUGUGUUUAUAUCCCAUCAGCAAAGUGCACUUAUUUCUGGUUAAGGGGUCUGGAUUGACUGUUGCUGAAUCUGGAGCUUUCUGAUUCAUCCACUGGGGAGAAGGCAAAGGGAGGUAGAUGACAGGAUACAUCCCCCCCGUACGUCACCACCAAACUUCGUAUGCACAGCCAACGUGCCUUAGCCAUGCUUGCAACUGCCCAAGCUCCAGGGCUCUGCUGAGAAUGCAGCUUCCAAAGGCUUGGGCCAACACGUUCAUUAGAAGGUGGUUGAUUAGAUGGAGUUGCCUGUGGUAUAGCCCAUAAGGAUGCCCAGGGAACGUGACCUCGGGAGCUGGUUUAUCACAGAAAUCUGGACUGUUCCUUGGGGGUAAGAAGGGAAGAGAGAUUGUUUUACCUAAAGAUUAUGAUUCCAAAGGGGUUUGAAUCCCUCAGGGAACGUUGGAAGUGUCUUUCCUGACUAAGUGAUUCUGCAGUUCAGUGUUAAGUAAUUUAAUAAAUUUAAUUUAAAGCUA
Elgaria multicarinata webbii is the source of this 4439-nucleotide messenger RNA. It is a transcript of the gene ST3GAL4, whose product is annotated as ST3 beta-galactoside alpha-2,3-sialyltransferase 4. Gene Ontology annotation, molecular function: beta-D-galactosyl-(1->3)-N-acetyl-beta-D-galactosaminide alpha-2,3- sialyltransferase activity; beta-galactoside (CMP) alpha-2,3-sialyltransferase activity. The coding region runs from base 782 to 1888 and encodes 368 amino acids. NCBI's taxonomy places the organism in Eukaryota, Metazoa, Chordata, Lepidosauria, Squamata, Anguidae. The transcript has 16 exons. Gene Ontology annotation, biological process: glycolipid biosynthetic process. The record is from RefSeq and is a predicted model, not a curated record.